AUGAGGAGUAGGAAGGGCAACGGGGUUAGUCGUCGUAGUGCUGUUGAGGCAGCUGCUCCGAUCGUCGAGCCUUCACCUAUUCUACCUAGGAAUCCAGCUGUUCGGGUCGGUACCCUUAGCAACGGCUUGCAGUAUGUGAUUCAAGACCAUAAGGAUGUUGGUGGGAAGUCAGUCCAUGCAACACUGGAGGUUCAUGUUGGUAGUCGAGAUGAGAGUGCAGGGGAGCAGGGGAUGGCACAUCUUGUAGAGCAUGCUGCCUUCAUGGGCUGUGAUAAGGAGAGGGCGGCACUGGCCAUGAAGGGAGGACAGAGUAAUGCCGAGACGGAUUAUCAUCAUGUUAGCUUCGAGACUGUGGUCCUUAACGCGGAAGGCCUUGGGGCUGCUCUUGAACUACUGCGACAGGCUGGCUUUGAGGCGAAGUUGAAUAGGGAUGUAGUGGAGAGGGAAAGGCUGGUGGUACUGCGUGAGAAGGCCCAGAUGGAUACGCAUGAUUAUGCCCAGGAGUGUGCGGCUUUAGAGGCCCUGCAUAGGGAAAAUGUAUUGGGCACGCAGUUUCCUAUUGGGAGCUCUACCCUAGUACAGGGAUGGACGGUGGGACAAGUGAAAGACUUCUACAAGAAGUGGUUCAGACCAUCCAAUAGCACAUUGUUCAUCGUUGGGGAUCUUAACGGGCGAGAGGAGGAAGUCAUUUCUGAAAUCGAUCGGAAAUUUCAAGCUGUCGAAGCAGGUGUUGCUGCUUUACGUAAGCCCGUGUACCAUGAGUGGCAUCCUAAGGCUCCGACUAUUCGCAUAGACUCCCAGUCGCAGAAUUCUGCUGUGGGUCGCAUAACGUUGAUGUCUAAGCAGCCAGUGCAUCCAUUGCGGACUUUGGCCGACAUGAGGAAGUAUGUAGCAGAGGACAUCGCUAUACGAGCGGUAGCUUCGAGACUUCAGAGGGCGAGCAGGGGUAUGGGGGUCCCGGUCGUGGCCGAGGCCGACUGUGUGGACAGCAUUCGGGAGGGCUGUAGAGUGAGUAGCAUAAGGAUUGGUGGUACGACAGUGGAAGGAGCCAAGCUCGGCGUGAGAGAGGCGGCCAGGAUCGUAGCUGAUGUGUGCUCUAGUCCAUUGGCAAGGGAGGAAGUGAGAGUUUUUGGGGAGGAUUAUGUGAAGGGGUUGGCUGAUAUGGAAGAUGCUAGUAGUGAUGAGCAGCUACAGAUGCUGAUGGAUCUCCUGUUACUGGGUCAUACGCCAGUGGCCCCUGAGGACGCGACUGGACUGGCCAAGGAGACCGUGAAGGAAGUGAACCCGAUGGAAGUGAUGGAGGGGGCACGUCGAGUUUUCGGUGGUCUGUUGGACGAGAGGCUCAGGGUUUAUGCAACUGGCAAGGGCUGGACGAAAGCCGCCAUUCUAGAGGCCCUACGUCAGGGUUCUAUGGAGAAGGGACCAAGGCCUCAGCCUCUGGCCUUGCACUGUCAUCGCCUAUUGGAGGAUGAUGAGAGCUCAACACCUCAUGUACUCGAUAUAGGCAAACACGACGGAGUCUACAGUACCCGCUUGGACACUGGAGUGAAGGUACGAGUGGUGCAGUCGGCGGGAGAGCCUGGGAGCUAUCGUGUACGUAUACGGUGGCCAGGAGGAGCAUUGAGAGCUCGAAGUGCGGCUCAUGCAACCGUCGCCAGCCAUGUUCUUGCUUCCCAAUGGCAGACAGCUGAUGGCAGUGUUGAUGCUUUCAUGAAGGAGCACUCUCUUAGCGAACCGGUGAUGGGUCAGUCGCUAGAGUGGACCGAAAUCAGUGUAUCGGGGGCUAAAGAUGUUCAGGCUGCCUUGGAAUUCCUCAAGUAUGUGUUGGGAAGGCAAGUAAAGGCAGGUGCUAAGGGGUCGGUCCAUAUCGCCAAGGCUUUGGCGAGCCUGGAGGCCUUAAAGUCCGGUAAGGACCUGUCUCUUGAACGAGAGGGGCUCGAUAGGCUGGUGAGCAGAAUGUACCCUGGCACGGAUGUGCUCAGAGAGCCACAGAGCUUGGGCCAGGUCCAAGAGGUUACCAAGGAGCUAUCUUGGGGCGACGACUCACAGCUGGAGAUUGAUAUGGUCGGCGACUUCGACAGCCCUCAGGAGGCCUUCUCGGCAGCUGGUCGAUUCUUUGGAUCAUCGAAAAUGGUGGAAGGACAGGCGGAUGACGAGACUGUUGCAACGCUGCCUAAUGCGGCUGAUUCAAAGACUGAUGCUCCGCAGAGGGUGAGCUUACCGAAGGUCGCUGACGAUCGAGCCUUGGUACUCCUAGGGGGAGGUAUGAAGGAGCGCCCAAGGUGGCAGGUAGCCCUACUGGCAGAGGAUAUCCUCAACGCAGCACUCUUUAAGAGGCUGAGGGAGGAAACUCGACUUACAUACGAUGCUCGGGGGUCGUUCUUGGUACCAGAUCGCCCUUCUACUGGUGCGGGGCAUUGGACGGUGGCGGUCCAUACUGAUCCAACUGAUGCCGCCCAAUGUGUGACAGAGGCCCUACGGGUGAUUCGAGGGAUGAAACAGGUUGAUGAGUCGUCCUUGGCCAGAGCUAAGGCCAGUGUGAUGGGGCAACUUUCGCAGCUGCAAACCGCCAAUGCCUUCAUCUUGGCGAUGUUGGACAAGCCUGGAGGGCUGCACGGGAUAGAGCAGGUUACAUCAGAGGAAGUAGAGGCAGUGCUCAAAGCUAUGUGUGUUGGGCCUACGUCCACACACGUUGUCGUGGCCGAAGGCGAGAAUGAUAAAGUUUCUACGUGGUUGGUUUGCUUCGUCACUAUAGCGCCAGCAAAGAAGAAAGGAUCGGAGGCGAUUGUGAAGCCCAAGGCGAAAGCUAAGGGUAAGGCCAAAGCCAAAGCUGCUGCUACUGUUGCGGCAAUUGAAGUGGUUCAUGGAGGCAAAGAGGUCCUAUCCCUAGUGGGUAUGCCUCGUCCCUUCAAAAGUCUUCGUGAACUGGAUAUGGAUGAGGCUGCUACUCAAGUGGUGGAGGCAUUGAAGUGA
Perkinsus marinus ATCC 50983 is the source of this 2973-nucleotide messenger RNA. RefSeq lists its product as hypothetical. Gene Ontology annotation, molecular function: metal ion binding. Lineage: Eukaryota; Perkinsozoa; Perkinsida; Perkinsidae. Bases 1 to 2973 code for a protein of 990 amino acids. The transcript has 3 exons. The record is from RefSeq and is a predicted model, not a curated record.